AUGGCCCCUAAAAUAUCACCUGCCGACCACUCUCCCUUCGAAGGCGGUGACGAAGUCGAUCUAAUCUCCCAACAUGGUCACAACAACAAGACCCAACGUUCCAAAUUCAUGUCUGUAUGCUUGUCAGUGCGUGUGUUUCUAAUUGUAGUCAUCACUUCAGUGGUCUUACUCACUGCAAUUUCUAUUUGGCUCACGAGCUUUGUGGUCAAUGAAACCUAUGCCAUGAAAUCUGUCAAAGUCAUUAUUGACAACAUUAAUGACAAGGUCGUUUCGUUUUUAUCCAGCCAAUUACUACCAGCAAAACAAGUUGCUGAAGAAGUAGCCAAUAAUUAUCACUACUCUUAUAUUGAUGUCGUGGAUGGCAUUCGAUACUAUUUGUUUACCAAAAUGAAAACCUAUCAAAUCACACUAGUAAAUUUAGCUCUAGCAGAGAAUGGUCUCAAUCAGUUACAAGCAUUGACUUGGGGUCUAGAUCCCGCAACACAGUCCAUGGCACUUGUAUAUGCCAAAAAGAUGCCUGGUGAAAACUUCUUGACCUAUGUUCUCAAUACUGAUAAUGGAUUCAUUGAUCGACCAUAUUAUUUGAAUUUGACAAAAUAUCCAAUUGCUUAUGUAGAUUAUUAUAUCGAAUCCAAACAACUGUUUCAGAAAUAUCCAGAGGGUGCUUUUGGUUCCGUCUAUCAGGUUAUCAACUCAUCAUUGCAAACCUUUUGGACAACUCCAGUUUACAAUAGAACGGACUUGUCUAAAAAACAAAGACUUGGAAUUGCAAAAGUGAAUAUUGGUCUUGAUAUGAUUGCCAAGUUCCUUGCAUCUCUUAAAGUACUCGAUCGAGGUUAUAUUGUUCUCUCCGAAUAUGAAAGUGGUUAUGUCAUUGGAAGUUCUUUGGAAAUUGCUGAUUUGGAAUACAGAAGAGUGAAUGCUUCUGAUAUUUCGCCACGGAAUGCAGGGCUCAUCAUGAAACAAGUCAUUGAAAGUCGUCUAGAGAGUGUGCAAUUUUCAACCAUUGUGAAUGGUGUUGCCUAUUUGGUUUCGAGUAGUCCCUUUUCAUUGUAUAAUCUAAAAUGGCGUUUGACACUCGUGUUUGAGGAAAAUGAAAUUAAGGAAGGUGUCAUUACAAGCAGUUAUAUCAUGAUAGGUGUGACUUGUGCAGUUGCAUUAUUGGGAGUUACUAUAAGUGUAGUUGUGGGUUAUAUUGUGACAAAUCCAUUGUCCAAGUUGCAGCAAGACUUUAAGAAAAUUGAAAUUCUAGACCUGUCGAACAUCAAACCAAGAACUUCCAUCUUCUCUGAGGCUAAGAGUAUUUACUCGAGUUUGACAGACACUGUGGCAUGGUUGAGUGAAUUUAAGGCCUUCUUGCCAGACUCUGUACUGAACCAACUUCAUCGUGGAAUUGCAACAGAAGAGUUAAAAGAUGCACUGCCAAAUGUCACAAAUAACAAGACAAACGACGCCAAUCAAUCAGAGACUGCUUCCAUGUCUUCUCGUUCUCAGACAUGUGAAUCAAAAGUGAACGGAGAAAGUGCUCUUCACUUGAAUACAGGAGGUCAUCAUCCAUCCAACAGCAUGAAUUCUCACAACAUGUUUAAAUUAGGACUCUCCGAUAAACAUUGUUGUGUCUUGCAUAUUCAUGUUGCCAAUUUGGAAGACGAGUUCCAAGAUUCCGAAGAAUUAACAUCUACCAUUUCCAAACUCUUGACAGGUGUUUCAACUAUUUGCAAAACUGUAAGAGCAGAUUUACAAAUUAAGAGUUAUUGUGAAUAUAGUAUUAUCUUUGCAGAUAAGCCUAGUGGAGUCAUUCAAAUGGGAUUAGAUACAACUCUGAAAAUUUUAACAGCUCUUUCUCAUAUUAAUGCCAAUUUAGCAAAGAAUGGUCAUCAACCACUUCGAGUGGGAAUUGGAAUUGCAAGCGGUGUUUGUACUCAAGGCAAUGUAGGAAAUAGACAAAUGAGGUACUACACAUUCCUUGGCCCUGUUGUGAAAAGAGCAAAAGAUUUGUCUUUGAUUGCAUUGGAGCUUGGAAUUCCAACAGCAGUUGACAAGGAAUCCUAUGCUCCUGAAAAAGACCAUUUUGUAUUUCGACCUGUCGAAAGAUAUUUACAAGACAAAUCCAUUUCCACAGUAUAUGAGUUGAGGUCGCGUAAUCAAAUAGACAAUGAGGAAUGGCUGUAUGAGCUUCAACAAGCCAAUAACAACUCCAAAUAUUCAGAAUAUACCCAAUACUUUGAGAAAUUAUUUGAGGGUGAGAAUGAACAAGCAGAAAAUGGAAAGCACGUGAAGGAUUUCAUUGGACAGUUCUCAAUGAAAUUCCCAGAAGAUAAGGUCAUUCAACGUCUUGCUCAAACUCUUGACAAAAUAUCUCAACACAACAAGAUGCCACACAUUAAGGAUUACUAUUCGACUGUUUCCACCAAUGUACAAAGUUGUAUACAUGGCUACACGAUUCAAUAA
This is a messenger RNA of Naegleria lovaniensis, 2451 nucleotides long. RefSeq lists its product as uncharacterized. The record is from RefSeq and is a predicted model, not a curated record. Bases 1 to 2451 code for a protein of 816 amino acids. Gene Ontology annotation, biological process: intracellular signal transduction; cyclic nucleotide biosynthetic process. The transcript has a single exon. NCBI's taxonomy places the organism in Eukaryota, Heterolobosea, Eutetramitea, Acrasida, Naegleriidae.